Molecule: messenger RNA, 3154 nt
Organism: Podospora pseudocomata
Lineage: Eukaryota; Fungi; Ascomycota; Sordariomycetes; Sordariales; Podosporaceae
Exons: 4
Coding region: 337-2169 (610 amino acids)
Source: RefSeq, a predicted model, not a curated record
CAACAACGCCGUCUCAGACCCGCGCUUCAGCGCAUGGUAUACAGUAACACCUCACUGCACCCUGAACACUGCAUGUCUCCCAUCAUUUCCAGCCACAGAGACAGAAACUGUACGUACUGUUGGGCGCGGUCUCGUCCCGGCGGUUCUGGCGGUUCUCCUGUUUCGUGUUGCGCCAUCUUUGACCACGAUGGCCAUUCGAAGCCUGCCUCCAGUCUUCUUCUAUAAUGAGUGGGACGGGACGAUCAAGUACCAUCGAACUCAAACCAUUUUCUUCUAGUCUCUACAUGCUCACCUCGCUAACCUUCCAACCAUACCCAUAAAUGCAGUCUUAUCAGGAUGUCUACCAGCACCGUCAUCACCGACUUUCUGAUGCAGGUGUGGAGGUACACUCCCAGAGGAUGGAACUACAAGGACAAUGAAGGGACAGCUCAAUUCUUGGCGCAGAAUUGCGACCUGAAGGGUUGGACAGUGCACCCUGCUUCACUCACCAGCAUCCACGACCAAGACAGCUUCGUUCCUCUGGAAGUAAACUUCCGGUUUAAAGGAUCAGCUGUGAAAGGGGCCCGCCGCGUUUACGAUCACUUGGCUGAUCUCAGGGAACUUUUUGAGGCUGUGCUCCCUUCCAAGAUUGAGGAAUUCUUUCUUGCCAAACAACAAAACUCGACGGCACACCACAUGGUGUUGGUGCCUGUCGGCAAGAUUUCGCCGGAGGUCGUACACAAGAAUACCCGUAUCAGGAUCCUGAGGUCUCUAGAAGUCCGGACGAGCACGGUUGUGGAACGAAAUCUGAUUACGCCAAUUGAUAUGUGCAAUCUUGCGUUAGAAGUUGUGCGUGGGUCUGCAAUAGGUGCCGAUCUAGCGACUAUGGUGCGCACGCUUCCGGCCAAGUGGAUGAUGGGGUCAUCAAUGGUUCAAGAGUUUGAUAAGCUCCGCAAGUCGAUACAAAUGAAUCAGCCUGAGGUCAACGGACCACUCAAGACAGUCGAGGACGUCACCAACGCCUGGAACAAGGCAGAGCCCUGCCUUGACCUCAUGUCCACCAUAAUCCGCCACAUCGAAGACUGCUUGGAUUUGAGCCGAAUUCCCAGACAAAAGAAUAUCCCACCCCAGCAACUUUACGAGACGAUGCUAGGGCUCCGGAAUGCAACCAUUUUCUUCUCUGCGUAUGAGGACCAAAUGUUGAGCAUCGCCGCCGCAACCCCGACCAUUCUAAGGCCACCGAAUGGAGCCAAGACCGUGGUCGGAGCUACUGCAACAGCAGUUAUGGUCGCCGCUGCUUUGAUGGUUUACACAUUCUUCACAGGAGGCACUGGCCUUAUCAUUGCUGGCGGUGCGUCAGGCGCUAUUCUAGGAGGCGGCGCAACAGCGGGCAUCGGAGCGUGGAAACGCAACAAACAUGCCUCAUUGUGUGAAAGUUUUAGCCGGAGCAUCAUAAACCUUGGCAAGGCGCUCACAGAUGCCAACAUUUGCUUAGCAGCAACCUACAGCUCUCAGGUUCUGCAGUUUCCUUUGCAUUCGUCGCAUUGUGCAUCCGGUCAGCGUGACGAGAUCCUUCGACAGCUAGGCGUAGACACCCGGCAGUUGAAGAGAGAAGCUUACCAGCGCCCGGCACUUGAAAAGAACCUAGAGACAGUUUUGAACAUGUACAACGAAUUCCUCGUCGCGAGAGCCCAGGUGCAAAAAGAAGCCCGUGUCAGAACUCGACAAGGACUCACCCCGAAUUCUCCCGCUCAACCACCGCAGGGGCUCCAGAUUCGUUCGGCUCCAAGGCCGCAAAACCCUAUGCCCGUAGUAUCCAAACAGCGGGCCAUUGGUUCCAUCUCGACGCCAUCAGCACGGUUGAACCCCCGUCAGCCUCAGCCACGAGGAGCUUCGCCGGUAGCUGUCAAUCAAGGCGCCCCCGGUCAGCAACGUCAACCGCAGCAGCGAAAACAACCCGUUUCCUUGCCGGCGGCACCAAGUCAACAGGCCUCUGGUUCACAACCGCGGCCUCUGCCAAUUCAGUUAAAGAACGACAACCCAUCUCCUCAAAGUCGACCGUCAAAGAACGCCGGCUCAUCUCGUCAAAGUCAACAGUCAAAGACAGGCCCCUUGACCGGUCAAAGCCGAGCGAACCCUGCAGGCCUAGCUCGAUCAGCACCAAAGAUGAAGAGCUCAACCACUGGGUGAUUAAUAUCUUGGAUGUUUUUCUCUUUCUUGAUUGAGUAGGUACCAGCUUAUAGCUGCACCAUCAACAUGUCGGGUUGAAAAGACAAGCUUAUAAGCGCUCUUGAGGAACCGGCAGUUGGAACAGUGGCACCGGUCUGACCAGCAGGAGCAGCCCAGGCUUGUAUGAGCUAUCGUCGCAAUUGGGUUGAACCAGGACCUUGUAACCAAGGAUAAAGAUAUCUCGCUGAUUCCACCGUCUAACAGAUCGAGCUGAAGAAAGGAUCGGGUGAUAUUGUGUCUGGGGCAGGGUCCGAAAGUAUUUGCUCAUGCCUUCUCUAUGGGCAAAGACAGGCGAUCUCGACUGAAUCUCCAAAGUAGAUUAUUAGUAGCGGCAGAUGCCAUGGGAAAGGCUGAAGGUUAUCACCAUAUCGCAGCAACCUGGUCAGUGGACCGUCGAGGGUUCUCGAUACAAACUACGACAUUGCAGACUGUUAGCUGCAAAUAAAGACCUAUCAGGCGUGCGUGAGCGCAAGGGAGGCGCCAUCUUGAUGAAGAUGGGCGACUGUGGUGGCGGGAGGUAAAUGUUCCAGAUGCUUCGAGAUGGGCCGGGGUUGCAAAGCGCUUCUCAAACAAAGCUGGGAGGACGGUGAGACAUUUUGGGACAUUUCCGGGCGUCCCAAUUCUUAGCCUUUCCAAAAGGCCACUGCAAGGAAGAAAGGACCACAGUCGUGGUCAUUGUAGGGUACCUUCUUCCCGGUCCGUUCUGAGACCAACAUCAGAAUAUGAGCCCAACAAGACGACAGCUAAUGCAAAAUGGAAACAAUCUAAAUACCUACCAGGUUGGGUUGAUGAAUUGCUUUUGCAGCACCCUCAGGAUGGGAAGGAGAAUCGCAGAUGUAAAUUUCUCAACCUCGGGCAUGAGCAGGUAAAUUCCAGCGAUAUGUAAAUUUCCACGUCAUGUCCUCUGGACACUUCAACUCUCAGGCUCAUCUUCUUUUGGCCAGUG